GAACGGCUUCAGGACUCACAUCGGACCGGGACGAGACGGGAUCCCGCUCCGGUGUCCACAGCAGAAUGAAAAGUCUCCCAUGAACAUCGCCUCAGCAUGACAUCAUCAGGCCGCACCUCCUCCUCUCUCCCCCUCUACCACCACCAUCACCCUCAUCAUCAUCAUGUCUCACUCUGGAUCGGACAGACAGCCCAUCAGUCCUCAUUGUGGCCUUGUCUCCUGUUCUCUGUUUUGCUCUGGAUGACUGGACAGGUUGUUCAGGUGAGUGCUUCCCACCAGCACUUCCAUCCCCACUCCAUAAAGAUACCUGGUGACAUCACUCUGGGGGGGCUGUUCCCGAUCCACGCCCGUGGCCCACACGGUCUGCCCUGUGGUGAGCUGAAGAAGGAGAAGGGGAUCCAUCGUAUGGAGGCCAUGUUGUAUGCUUUGGACCAGAUCAACAGUGACCCUGAGCUACUGCCCAACAUCACACUGGGAGCCCGCAUCCUUGACACCUGCUCCAGAGACACCUACGCCCUGGAGCAGUCGCUUACCUUUGUACAGGCGCUGAUCCAGAAAGACACGUCUGACAUCCGCUGCUCCAAUGGAGAGCCCCCCAUCAUCCGCAAACCGGAGAGGGUGGUAGGAGUGAUCGGAGCGUCAGCCAGCUCAGUGUCCAUCAUGGUGGCCAACAUCCUGAGACUGUUUGAGAUCCCUCAGGUGAGCUAUGCAUCAACAGCUCCAGAACUCAGCGAUAAUAACCGGUACGACUUCUUCUCUCGGGUGGUUCCUCCGGACUCGUACCAAGCUCAGGCCAUGCUGGACAUCGUCAAAGCUCUGGGCUGGAACUACGUAUCCACGCUCGCCUCCGAGGGAAACUAUGGAGAGAGUGGAGUUGACGCCUUCAUGCAGAUCUCCAGAGAGGCGGGUGGGGUGUGUAUUGCUCAGUCAGUGAAGAUUCCCCGUGAGCCAACAGCUGGAGAGUUUGAUAAGAUCAUCAAACGACUGAUGGAGACGAGUAACGCCAGAGGAGUAAUCAUCUUUGCCAACGAGGACGACAUUAAGCGUGUCCUUGAGGCAGCAGAGCGUGCUAACCUGACAGGUCAUUUCCUGUUUGUGGGGUCAGACAGCUGGGGAGCCAAGAGUUCACCUAUUGCAGAACUGGAGGACGUUGCCGAGGGUGCUGUCACCAUCCUACCUAAACGAGCAUCAAUAGAUGGGUUCGAUCAGUACUUCACGUCUCGUUCUCUGGAGAACAACCGCAGGAACAUCUGGUUCAAUGAGUUCUGGGAAGAUGAUUUCAGGUGUAAACUGACCAGACCUGGAAUCAAACUUGACCCUGACAAGAAGAAAUGUACAGGUGAGGAGAGAAUUGGUCGGGACUCGUCCUACGAGCAGGAGGGGAAGGUUCAGUUUGUGAUCGAUGCAGUUUAUGCUGUGGCUUACGCACUGCACAGCAUGCACCUGGAUCUGUGUCCCGGCAGCUUUGGAGUCUGCAGCAACAUGGACCCUGUGGAGGGACGCCUCCUGCUGGACUACAUCAGAGCAGUAAACUUCAACGGAAGUGCAGGUACCACUGUUCUGUUCAAUGAGAACGGAGAUGCUCCCGGUCGCUACGACAUCUUCCAGUUCCAGAUGACCAAUCACAGUCAUCCCGGUUACCGUGUCAUUGGCCAAUGGACCAAUAAUCUGAGACUCAACGUGGAGGAGAUGCAGUGGUCAGGAGGAGAUAAAUCUCUUCCUGACUCCAUCUGUAGUUUUCCUUGUAAACCAGGAGAGAGGAAGAAGAUGGUGAAAGGAGUUCCGUGCUGUUGGCACUGUGAGCUCUGCGAUGGGUACCAGUACCAGCUUGAUGAGUUUAACUGUGAGACCUGUCCAUCAGACAUGCGUCCCGCCCCCAACAGAACCACCUGUCGCCCAACUCCAAUCAUCAAACUGGAGUGGAACUCCCCCUGGGCCCUAGUACCCGCCUCCCUUGCCUUGCUUGGUAUACUAGCAACAAGUGGCGUGGUGAUCACCUUCAUCCGCUUCAAUGACACACCAAUUGUAAGGGCUUCGGGGAGGGAGCUCAGCUACGUACUACUAACAGGUAUCUUCCUGAUCUACCUGAUCACCUUCCUCAUGAUUGCAGAGCCAGGUGUGGUGGUUUGUGCCUUCCGGCGCCUGCUGCUAGGCCUUGGUAUGGCCAUCACCUACUCCGCCAUGUUGACCAAAACCAACCGCAUCUACCGCAUCUUUGAACAAGGCAAGAGGUCGGUGACUCCGCCAAAAUUCAUCAGCCCCACCUCCCAGCUCAUUAUCACCUUCGUCCUCAUUUCUGUCCAGGUCCUCGGUGUGUUUGUGUGGUUUGCCGUCGUCCCUCCUCACACCAUCAUUGAUUAUGAGGAACUCCGCCCUCCGAACCCCAACCUUGCCCGAGGCAUCCUGAAGUGUGACAUGUCUGACCUGUCAAUCAUCUGCUGCCUCAGCUACAGCAUCGUACUCAUGGUAACAUGUACGGUGUACGCGGUGAAGAGUCGUGGUGUUCCAGAGACGUUUAAUGAAGCCAAACCAAUUGGUUUCACCAUGUACACCACCUGUAUCAUCUGGCUAGCCUUUGUACCAAUCUUCUUUGGUACAGCCCAGUCCACCGAGAAGAUGUUCAUCCAGACAGCCACUCUGACUGUUUCCAUGUCGCUUAGUGCGUUCGUGUCUCUCGGGAUGCUCUACAUGCCAAAGGUCUAUGUCAUCAUUUUUCACCCAGAAAGGAACGUCCAAAAGAGGAAGAGAAGCUUCAAGGCUGUUGCCCAGGCUGCCAGAUUGUCUCAAAAAUCAUCAAAUGAGAAACAGAAUGGAGAGACAAAGAUUGAGCCUGACAGAUCGCAGUAGCACUGCAGUAAAAUUACAAAUUACAGCUGCUGACCAGUUCCUGUCCAGAGCCUGAUGUCAUCGUCUCCAUGAAGGUCACCAGCUAGACACUCCUCUCAAACAUACACACACACUGACACACACACACACACACACACACACACACACACACACACAUACACACACACACACACACACACACUGACCAACAAUACAUUCAUGUGUGUCAGGUCAUUUCAAAACAAGACUCUCCGCAGGGCUUUGUUGUGAAAAUCAGGGUUUCUGGGGUUCAGACAGGAAGUCCUCAGCAGGAAGUGUUGAAUCAAAUCAAAUCAAAUCAAAUCAAAUCAGUUUUAUUUAUACAGCCCAAAAUCACAAUCACAUUGCCUCAAAUGGCUUUGCAAUCUGUACAAUGAACGACAUCCUCUGUCCUUAGACUUCAAACUUCACACUGAUGGAA
This is a messenger RNA of Acanthopagrus latus (yellowfin seabream), 3286 nucleotides long. It is a transcript of the gene grm6a, whose product is annotated as glutamate receptor, metabotropic 6a. Gene Ontology annotation, molecular function: adenylate cyclase inhibiting G protein-coupled glutamate receptor activity. Gene Ontology annotation, cellular component: membrane. Bases 97 to 2847 code for a protein of 916 amino acids. The transcript is spliced from 16 exons. Lineage: Eukaryota; Metazoa; Chordata; Actinopteri; Spariformes; Sparidae. Gene Ontology annotation, biological process: regulation of synaptic transmission, glutamatergic; G protein-coupled glutamate receptor signaling pathway. The record is from RefSeq and is a predicted model, not a curated record.